CAGAAAAUAAGACAACAAAAAUAAUGACGUACAGCUGUGGCAAGCUAGAGAGACAGCAACAUCUGUAACAUCUGUGGAAUGCAAUUGGAAGAUUUAAAAAAUGGAGUUUUCCGAAAGAAAAAGGAGCAGGAAAUCGCAAAGCUUUAAACUGGUCAAGGAAGAUUUAGAGGCAGGAUACUUUGAUUGUAAUACCAGUGCUGAUAUCAAUGGGGAAGCUAACAACACAAGAGCAGCUACAGUUUGGCUAGGUGACAAAGAUGUGGAGAUUAAAAACCAGAUCACUGGAAUGAUGAGACUCCUAAAUGACAAAGCAGGCAGAAUGUAUCAGAGGGUGGGAAAAGAGGGUGAGAACUUGAAACAGGAACCUCAGGAAGUCGACUUGAGGUGGGACCAGCACAUUGCCAUCUCUCCAUCUGCCAGCCAGGAGGACCUCCAGCACAGCUCUUGGAAUGAAGAACUCGCAGCAAGACCCCAGGUUUCUGGGCAAUAUGGCACCCGAUCUAAAACCUUAAAAAUGAUCAACAAAAUGAAAAACACAGUGAAGACGAAUGGAGAGAUACCAAUCACAAACAACCCUGCUGGGCCAAACUGUUGUAUGUGUAACUGUAAGACCACCAUGCAGGCUAUCUUACAGGAGCUCAGAGCCAUGAGGAAGUUAAUGCAGACACAAAAAGGAGCUCAGUCAAAGCAGCGUGCUCAGAUGAAUGUAAGUGCACAGCGUUCGCCGAUGCCACGCAAGAGGAAUAGGAAAAGGAAACCUGCCCAAAAGGUUGCUGCACCGGCAGCUCACAGCAAGAAGUUGUGUAGUCAGCCAGGCAGCACAACAGAGCAAUGUGGAAAGAGGAACAGGCCAGCCAGGGAGCGACCAGGCCCUACACAGCCCACUCCAGCUUCAACCAUAGACACCCAUGUUCCGGAGUACUGUCUUAUCCGAGAAAUGCCUUCCUCAGAACCUGAAGUCCAGCUUGCAGAGGGUUAUGAAGUGUACAUACCCAGAACCCAGCUGGACUCUAUCUUGGUGAAUUACACACGCUCUGGGAGCUUACUGUUCAGGAAGCUGGUGUGUGCAUUCUUUGAUGACACAACUCUGGCCAAUUCCCUUCCCAAUGGAAAAAGAAAGAGGGGGUUAAAUGAUAACAGAAAGGGACUCGAUCAGAAUAUUGUGGGAGCAAUAAAAGUCUUCACAGAGAAAUAUUGCACUGCUAAUAGAAUUGACAAGCUUCCCGGUCCAAGAGAUUGGGUACAGAUUCUCCAGGAUCAAAUUAAACUGGCCAGGAGAAGAUUAAAACGGGGAACUGGUGAGGCUAUUGUUUGUAAUGAAGAAAUGGAUGGAUGCUCUGCACUGCAGUCAGGUAGAGCUUUUGAGAAGAGCACAUGCCAUGUGUGGGUUGAUGCUGAUAAGGACUGCACAGCAUAAAAAAAAGUUUUGUUUGCAGUACUUUUGCGUUUUGUGGUAAAUCCAAAUUGAUCUACUUAUCCAGUUUGUCACGUUCAAAUGAAAUUGUUUAGAGCUCGUAGUUGUCUUCUCGUGAGACAUAUUAGUUUUGUGACAGUUGUGAAGUAAUAAAACAUACUAAGACUGCAAAGUGACUAACUUGCUUUACAACUAUGUACACUGCCUGUGUUAAGCAAAAAGUGAGAAUACAGCUUUUAGUUGAAUGCAGUAACCCUAAGCCCUUUGUUUUGUUCAUGUGACUCAUCAGUCCAGUCUGGGAUGCCUUUAGUAAAGGAAUUCUCUGCUGUAGUGCGGAGGGGACUUCAAGCGUUACGUCUAUCACAACAAACUCAUUAUUUCCUUUACAAAUGUUUACCAUAGUAAAAUGUGCAGUGGUUUUGCAGUUCACCAUGGUUUCUUUUUUCAUAAUGCUUUUUUACACAUCUCUAUGUCUUUACUAAAAUGUGUUAUUCCACAGUAUACUGCAGUAAACUUUUAUUGGGUUUUUUAUGAAAUCGUUAUUUAUGAAGAUGUGCCCCAGGCUGUUUUCUGUCAGCUCAACAGAGCUGUAGCCAGUAAAUAUCCACCAAGUCCAGUUUAAUGUUUAGUUUUUACUCAUAUUGAGAGUGAUGAUAAAUAAUGAUAAAAACAUAUUACAUUCUGGGUGUAUGUGGAGGAAACAUUCUCAUGGUGGUACCAAGUAAAAACAUUUGAAAAAGGAAAAAAGGAAAAUACAGUCUUGGCUUGCCUACCAGUGGAAUUGACAGACAAAGUAAAGGUAGGCAAAUCAAGUGGUACUUUAGAAGAAGAACUGCUUCCCUUAAAGAAGCCCUAAAAUGACAUGUUGAGGAUUCACUGAAGUGAUGUUAUAUUGUAAUAUUUGUAUUUAGUAGAUUGGUGUAGAUAAUAAUAUUGAUCAAAUAGGAUUUUCUUAAAACAUCACUCCAUUUCUUCCAUACAAUUUGUAAAUAUUUUAGUUCAA
This is a messenger RNA of Polyodon spathula (Mississippi paddlefish), 2417 nucleotides long. RefSeq names its product BEN domain containing 7 (gene bend7). The transcript is spliced from 10 exons. The coding region runs from base 101 to 1417 and encodes 438 amino acids. The record is from RefSeq and is a predicted model, not a curated record. Gene Ontology annotation, molecular function: DNA binding. Lineage: Eukaryota; Metazoa; Chordata; Actinopteri; Acipenseriformes; Polyodontidae.